GGGCACACAUGUGAGCUCUGGCAGAGCCUGUGCAGUGACUUCUCCUGACUUUCAAUUUACUGGACGCGACGUGUGACCUUGCUUCUACAUGCACGGAUUGUGUAUACGAGAAUAUCUUUGACAGUGUUGGCUCAAGAAGGAUUGAGCUGCGGCCCUGACCUUUCAGCUUUUCCGCGCAGCUUCCCUAGGCUGAAGUUUAGCUCAAUUGUUGGGCUCUCAGAUGAUCUCGGAGACAACGGAUGACUUACCUGUAUGUUUCUUGCGCGCGGGAGCGGCGUUGAAGUCAACGCUGCGAAACGGCAAUGGAGCUGAAAGACUUAGCGCUCCUGGUGCUGCUGGCGCUUGUCUGCCUGGAUACUCAGAUACACGGGGCUGCAGCGCAGCAGUCACCAUCUCCUCCGCCCACGGCGGCAGCCGCACAGGCGAAUGAAAGCGACGGUCUGGCAGCCUACACACACGGCCUCCUCGUCCAGAACCUGACCGUGCUGGGUCAAGCGCUGCGCAUCCCCACGUCCCUGUUCAGAAAGCAUAGAUGCCAGGUUGUGUACCUUGGGAAUCCGGACUGGGCAACGCUGGAGCUGGAGGCCCAGCUUGUGAACGCGACGAACUCAGCCUCAGCAGCCGUGUGUCCACCGGGUGGGCCGCAGCUGCAGGCGUUCACAGCCUAUGUCGACGGCUACCACGUGCCGCCGGAGGCCGCGAGCGGAGUGACGCUUUCCGAUAGCUCUGCCCCUUGGGCCGCGGUGGUGUCUAGCAGGAGCAGCAGCGCUGCUGGGAGUCCGUCGCUGGCAGCGUCGGGCGGCGUCGCUGGACGGCUGCGGCGAAGGCUGUUCUCGUUUAGCCUGAGCAACAUCACGAACCCAACGCUGCGGAACGCAUGGCUCAGCUUUCAGUCGGCCUAUGACAACGCGCGCUCUCAGGCGCUGGCCACGCAGGAGCUCCUCACGCGCGGGGGGGCGACAGUGCCGGGGCCGGACGGCCCGCUGGCCAAGCCCGUGCUGGCAGCCAACCGCAAGGGUGCGUCCGUUGCCACAGUGAGCGGCUACAGCCGGGGCGCCAUGGCGGACCUGGACAGCGCUAUACAGGCAGCGAUGACAGGCGGCAAUAGCAACAGCAUCGACAGCAGUAGCAGCGGAGGCAAUGGCAGUAGCUCAGGUUCAAGCGACACCUUUGCAGGUGCGGCCCCGCCGUACCGCAUCAUGUCGGACCGCGCCCGCGUGUACCGCGCGCCCGUGGACGACUGCAUGCGUCUGGUGACCCGGAAGGGGCGGCCGUUAAGCACCGUGGCCGCCAGCGCCGUUGCCGGCAGCAGCAGCGGCGGGAAAGGUGUCACAGGCAACAUUUUGGGUCAGGCAAGUGUCGACGCGUCGGCGACGGUCACGCAGGACAGCUGCUUCGUGACCCAGAUCGCCGUCUACAUCUACAACCCGUGCGCGCCGCUGGACCCCGCCCUGGACAACAGCACCAGCACCGACACCACAUCCAGUGCCUCUAGCAGCAGCAGCAGCAACCCUAGCAGCGAUAACAGCAGCAGCGCCGCGGGGAGCCUGAGCAGUGGCGCACAGCGGCUGUGGGGCCUGGUGGAUGCCUCGCUGACGCAGACGGGGCCGGAGGUGAAUGCCACGGAUGCGGGCGGCGGCUAUGUGGUCGUGGUGGUGCGCUACUGGCCGUACAGCAGCUGCGUACGGCGCGGGGCGGACGCGUUGUCGGAUGUGGCGUUACAGGUCAUGGUGUUUGCUGCGCUGGCGUUCGGCUGGUUGCUGCUGUUCCUGUUGCUGCCCUCGCUCUACCGCCUGUUCCUGGAGUUCCCCAUCCGCCUGCUCAUGCACGGCAUCCGGAAGCUGCUGGGCAAGUCCGACAAGCUCAAGCCGCUGAAGCCGGGACUGCACAGCCAGAAGGCCCACCGCGGCUUCGCGCUGCCGGCCCCGCUGGCGGCGGUGGUGGGCCCCGUGCUGGCGCUGCGCAAGCGGCUGCUGUACGCGGUGGCCACUGUCCAUUACUCGGACGGCCAGAGCCGCUGGCUGCAAGUGUGUGUCAUUAGCAAUGUGGCGCUGUCCAUUGGCAUCGCCGUCUACUCGCCCCGCCUGGCGCCGCCGCUGGAGCACUUUGUGCCGCCGCUGGCGCUCGCCAUCAGCCGCAACGCCGACGCCGUGGCGGCACUGCAGUUCUUUGUGGACAUUGUGAUGUUCUCCUCCUUCAUGGGCACAUUGGGCUACCUGUCCAUGCUGGCAAACUACAACUCGCCCGUGAAUGAGUACUACCGCACCCAGUGCAUCAUCUCCGCCUUCUUCAUGCUGCUGGCGGACGUGCUGAUGCUGCUGCAGCUGGUCAGCCUGUUGUCGCAAUGGGCCUACCUGCAGCCCAGCCCCUACCCCUACCUGCCGCUGGUGGUGUUCCAGUGCAUCAACCUGGCCGCAGCAAAUGUGCUGCAGGGCAUCAUCUUCAGCAAGCGCCAUGACCAGCACAACAUGUCGAUCUACGCAGCCUACCAAGAGGCGCGUAAGAACCGCAAGCAGGCGAUCGCAGACGCGCGCGCGGAGAAGCGGGCGGCCUUUAAGGCCGAGCGGCUGCAAGCCAGAAACAAGGCGGCGGUUGGCCGCGGGAGAGGCGGUGGUGUCGACGGGUUGGGGCACGCGGAUGGAGGUGAGGACGACGACGACUGGGACGUGAGCAGCGGCAGCGGCAGUAUUGCAAACGAGCGAGAUGUAUUACUGACGGCGGGAGACGGGGCCCAGGCAGCAGCUGGAGGGGCCGGCGGGGCGCGGACAAGCGUGGACGCCAACGCGGGUGUGGUCAACUUCCGGCGGCAUCGCGAGCGGGAGUCGCGGCCCUCCCACGACGCCCACGCUGCGCUCGAGGUCGCUGCAGCGGCAGCGGCAAGUGCAGGCGUCACGGGAGCUGGAGCGAGAGCACCCCGGGGGCAGCCGAGCCCUGAUCCUCAAGACGAGGAGGACGCAGCGGCACUUACCCGUGCUAGCAACAGGCGCCGCGAUGCACCUGCUGCCGUCGGGCGGGCUGAGCUGCCGGUAUCGCCAACCAGCGGCCGCCAUGGCCGCCAGCCCGCCAAGCUGGCUAGGCCGGGCAGCCGGGCAAGAGGGGCAACAGCGGCGGCAGAUGACUCGAGUGCUGGCGAGGGGCAUGGGCAGGCACACGAUGAAGCGGAGUGCCAAGGAGGAGACGCGGACUGGGGCACGUCGCCAUUGCGGCGGCACACCAGCGGCGGCGCAGGAGGCGGACGCGGCCGAGGUGGAGGUGGUGGCGGUGGUGCUGCUGAUGCAGGCAGCGACGAAGACGACCACGAUCCGGCGGCGCUGCACUCACGGUCCCGGCGGCGGCUGCUUGGCGGCGACGGGCCAGGGCCUUUGGGUGAGGGUCGCGAGUGGCGGCGCAGCCACGGAGCCGCCAGCGAGGAAGAGCAAGCCGAUGCGCACUUGCUGGGUGCCGGCGCAGCCGUCAGGCGUGGCAUGGACGGCAGCAGCGGCAGUGGCGUGGCUCUGCUGCCCAAGGCCGGUGGCGGCCGCGCAUCGCGACGCGCCAAUGACCACCAUACAACCACGCACUCCCAUGCGGCGCAACAGGCGGCAGGGGCAAUGGGCAGUAUGGAGCGGAAGCGGACGGGCGGCCCCGCACCCGACGUGGCGGGCAAAGCACACGCGCACAGCCACGCACAUCGCGUGCCUGCGGAUCCAGGCAUGGAUGGGGCUGCCAUGAAGCGGUCGGGCAGCGGCAGCGUGUGGGACCACGUGCCGCGUCAGGGCUCGGGGCGGCGGCUGCUGGGGGACAGCAGCGUGGACGGGGGCAGCGGCACCCGCCGCGGCCUGUUCGGCAAGGUGGCGCAGGAGGCGGCGGCCGCCACAGCCGCCACCGGUCCCUUCGCUGUGGGCAAGAACGCGGCAGCGGAGGCAGGGAACGAGGAGCAGGGGCAGGUGCCCUACCACAAGCGGCCGGUCAAGCAUGCCAGCACCUACAGUGGCGGCUCGCUAGGGGGACAGGGCACGGCAAACGGGCUCGGCGGCACCAAUGGUGCCCACGCAGGGGCGCGGAGCACGCGUGCCCGGUCCGCGCCGGGGCGCAAGGCGACCUCUGGCCUCAGUGGCGGUGGCGCAGCCCAGGACCGGAGCACCGGCAAGAGCGGCAAGCAGUGGGGCUGGAUGGGCGCAAACGUCAGCAACAGCGACAGCGACGGCAGUGGCAGCGGGUCCAGCAGGCGGCGGUCGCAGGAGGGCGGUGUCAUGGGAGUUCUGACGUGGCCGCUGCGGGCGGCGCGGGAGGUCUGGUGCGCCGUGCGCGAGGCGAACGGCUUCAGGUACCCCGCCUGGCUGCUGGCGGCGCUGCUGGUGUCGGGCUACAUGGUGGUGUUCCAGUACGGCCGCGCGCUGCAGUGGAGCGACACGCUGGGAACCUGCUUCGAGGACCCGGGAGCUUGCCUCAGCGGCACACUGGGCCGCUACGUACGCUUUGCCACCGCCGCGUUCGGCCGCGCCGCGCAGCAGCGGCUGCAGGACUCGCUGCUGUCGCUACUGGACACGAGGCCGGCGCUGACAGACAUGCUGACCGGCGCGCUGGGCGGCAACAGCAUCGGCAACUCCAGCCUGUCCCUUUUCGGAGCCGGCAACAGCAACAGUACCAACGGCGGCUUGUCCGGUCUGCUGGCCGACCUGACCGGCCUCAUCCCAGGCAUUAGCACCGACGCCACAGACAAGCUAACGUCCUCCAUCAACUUUACUCAGCUCGUGUCCGCGGCCAUAAACCAGACGCUGAGUGACGGUGCCACCAGUGGCAACGCCACAACAGGCGUCGGCACCAGCUCGAACAUAACCAGCAACAGCAGUGCAGGGGUAUCCAACUCCUCGGCCCUAGCGGCACUUCUAACGCCCUCCCUGUCCGCGGCGCUGGAGGCGCAGCUAUCUUUGGCGCUGGAGUCCCGCCUGCGCGGCCUGGCCGACAGCUUGAACGCCUCCCUGGAGGCCGCCGCCGGCAACGCCUCCUCCUCGGCGCAGACGGAGGCGCUGCGCGCGGCGGCGCUGACCGCGCUCAACACCACGCUGACCGCACUGUACGACACGGUCAACAGCACCGCGCGGUUCGUGGGGCGCACCAUGGAGGUCAGCAAGGAGAUUGGGGUGUGGCGCUCGGGCCUGGUCAACCGCUUCCGGUGGAGCUCGGUGCUGGGCUUCACGCUGGGCCUGAUGCUGGGCCUGUCCACCCUCAUCCAGACCGCCGCGUCCUUCCAGCGCGCCGUGCGCAACGCCACCACCCUGCGCGUCAUGCGCCGCCUCUUCGGCCGCGUGGGCGUGGGCGCGGACGGCGCCGCUGCGGGCGGGACUGCGGGCAUGGGCGUUGGGGCAGGCAGCAGGCGGCACGGUGGCGGUGUGGCGUCAAUGGUGAGCGUGGAGGACUCACUGCUGGCGAACCGCGCCAUGAAGACCAGCGUGAGCCUGGUGGUGUUCUUCUUCGGCGUGCUCAUGUCCACCGCCGUCAUCCAGCUGUACAUGGUGGGCGUGUUGCUGAGCAGCCUGAUGGCGCUGCUGUUCCACCCCUGGACGUGGGACUACCUGGUGCCCAACUUCUGGCUGUACGGAGUGGCGGUGGCGGCGGUGUUCGUGCUCAACAAGUACGUGUUGAUCGGCUACGUGGGCGACGCCUUCCUGUCCAACGGCGACCACAUCUACCGCCCCGCCGCCUGGCUGGCCUUCACCUUCAUCAUGUCCAUCACCAACCUGGUCAUCGGCCUGCUACUGGCCGUAUACCGCAUCGUUCUGCUGCUGCUCACCACAGUGGUGGCGCUGGGCAAACUGGAGGUGACCAUCUUCACCUUCGCCACGGAUCUGGACCUGCCGCACAACAGCUUCCUGGCCGGGCUGCACAUGCACGAGUCCAUGUCCCACUUCCACGACCCCAUCUACCUGCCGGGACCCCGCGGCCGCGCGCACCGCCGCUGGCGCAAGCUGCGUGACACAGUCCGCAAGCUGGGCCCGGAGCAGCUGCGGCUGCUGGCCACACUGGGCCGGCCCAAGGAGGUGCAGGCCAUGCUGGACCAUGUGGUCAUAGACAUGCAGGCAGCGCGCCAGCUGGCCACCGCAAGCAACCGCCCCACCGCCGACGGCACCGCGCCGCCCGGCAUAGUGCGAGCCUCGACGGACGUGCACGGCUGGGCUGGCGGCACCCUUGCGACUGGCAGCCGGCCCUUAGCGUCUGGCAGCCGGCCGCUAGCGUCUGGGAGCCGGCCGCUAGCGUCCGGGAGUCGGCCACUGACGGGGGCGGCCAACGGCGGCGCGGCCAGCAAGCCGCCACUGGGCUCGUUGAGCCGGCCGCUGGCGACCAGCUCCAAGCCAGUGGUGCCGAGCCGUUUUGGUGGGCCUGCGGGCACCGCUGGCGCAAGCGCGACGCUGUCCAGGGGUGCGCCUGCCCACGCCACUGCCACGGCAGCGGCUGACAGCGGGGAUGGUGCGGAGCCGCAGGGCGGCAGCUACACGCGGGGGCGGCCAGGUGUGGGGUCCCGCGACAGCCGCGAUGGCAGCCUGCGUCGCGGGGGAGGCAGCGGCGCCGAGCGGACGUCGGGCCCGGGUGUCGUGACGGUCAUGCACUCCAACGCGGCCCUCGCCGGCUCCCAAGCCCAUGCGGAGGGGCGCGUGAGCAGCAGCGGGGCGCGCGCACGUCGUGCCGCGGAGCAGCAGCUAGCGGAGGAGGAUGACAAGGACAGCAGCGGGCAGGCUGCGGUCGUGGCGGCUGGGCGGCGCGGACGCGGGCGCGCACAUGCCUCCGAGCGCACAGGCGCUCUGCACGAGGACGAAGAGGAAGAUGAGGAGCCCCCGGUACACGGGUCGGGCCGGCGGGCCCACCAUGUGCGUGAGACAUGGCGUCAGGGCCACCGCCACAGUCGGCACCGGGAGGAGGAGCAGCCGCUGACGGCGCCGGAGGCACAAGCGGAGGACGAGUAUGGAGGGCCGGUGACGGCCGCUGCCGAGGCGCGAAGUCCGCGGCACCGGCGGGGUCCGAGGAGGUCUGCCGGGCCCAGCGCCGCGCCUGCGCGGUCACCGGCUUCGGGCCGAGGCCGGCGGCUGCUGUAUGACGAUAAUGAUGAUGAAGAAUGAUGACUACCGGGUCAAUGCCGGUAACUUGACCGUAUCAUGAACAAUGAUGCACAUGUCCACUGCUGCACGGCUGGCAAACGUGUACCGUCGUGACUCGUGUACAGGGAGUUGCCCGUCCCAGUCGAUUGACUCCACUGCACUGCAUUUGUUUAUUGGAUUUUGGCAUGCAAUGCAUCAUACUGGACCUGCACCGCAAAGCUCCCCAGGUACAAACGUUCGUUGACGAGACUAGGAGCACUAGCCAUUUGAUGAUGUGGACUUGGGACUUGUCCUUGGACAUGACGACCCUGCUUAACGCUGCCUUGGGCUGGCCUGAUUGGCGGAGACGAGAGCAAACGGUGUACUUCCAUGUGGCAAUUUUCUCCUUAUCUCACUCCUCCAGUCCUAACGGUUAUUAGCACGGUCCGGAAGCGUGAGGCACGCGUACAACACGAAACAAGCAAAAUGAGCGCAUAGCAAGCGGUGGCGGAUGGGCAGGGGUGGCGGUGAGAGGGUCCCUCCCUCCCUGGCGCACUGCGCAAUGUUUGCCCCCUGCGGAUCAUGCCCGCCCAGUCCAACCCCGCCUCCGUAAACUCAAUAACUUCAGAACCCUGAUCUCAAAACGAACCCCUCCCAUACACGUUCAUAAAAUCAUAAAGGCGUCUGAGCGGCAGGCAAGGCUAGCGGCGAGCCACUGGCCAGCAUUCAGUGCUCGCCAAGGAGCCGCAUGCCGCAGGGAUGAACGCCUUCCUGGCCUCAGACGCGUCUGGCCGCUGAACAACGUCAACGCACGUCUGAACCGCACGGACCGUUGUCUGCAACGAAACGGUGUGAAGGGGCAUCCGGCGGGCCAGCGUGAUUCAAUCGCGACAGUGCCUUCUGCGCCCAGUCGCCGGCUCGCAUCGAGAGUCCGAAAGUGCGUGGCUGGACAGGGCUGCACAGGGCUGGCCCCCCAUAUGGAGGUGGGGGCCGGCAUGAAGGUACUGGGGUGGGCAAGUGGGCUGCUUGCAAUCUUGCAUGACCGCUGCCGGCGGCAGCGAGUGGGUGCUGCUGCAUGAGGUAGGGCGACACCGUGUAUCA
Chlamydomonas reinhardtii is the source of this 8153-nucleotide messenger RNA. RefSeq lists its product as uncharacterized. Lineage: Eukaryota; Viridiplantae; Chlorophyta; Chlorophyceae; Chlamydomonadales; Chlamydomonadaceae. Bases 303 to 7094 code for a protein of 2263 amino acids. The transcript is spliced from 21 exons. The record is from RefSeq and is a predicted model, not a curated record.